Molecule: messenger RNA, 856 nt
Organism: Vicia villosa (hairy vetch)
Lineage: Eukaryota; Viridiplantae; Streptophyta; Magnoliopsida; Fabales; Fabaceae
Exons: 7
Coding region: 1-735 (244 amino acids)
Source: RefSeq, a predicted model, not a curated record
AUGUUAGACAGAGACACUUUCUGUGCUACUGUUGCAAAGACAAGGAAACUCAUUGCUUCUUCCUAUGGAUGGUACUACUGGUGCUGCCAUGCAUGCACCAAAGCUGCACGUGGUGAUAAACCUCCAUACGAAUGUGAUAAUCACCAUUUGACUGAGACGGAAAUAUAUAAGUAUAAGAUUGAAGUUGAAGGAUUCCAUCUCGACACGUCCUGCAAAUUUAUUUUUUGGGACAGGGAAUGCCAACAAAUCUUAGGUAUUUCAGCUGCUCAAAUGCGUGACACAAUGAUACAGGCUGGUAUUACAGAUCCUUUGGAUUUUCCCUUAAAGCUUGAUGCCAUGUUGGACUUGGAUCUGGCUUUAAGAGUUAGAUGGCAGCCCAGCUGGGACAGCUGCUCUAUUAUUAUGUUUAUAGAUGACAAAUCGUUUGUUAAACAAUUCGGUGCUCCUUGGGAGCCUAGGCAGGCUAACGUCGCGGUUUCUGAACCAUCUGGUACUGAACCCUCCGGCACAAAGCUGGCAGUCCAGAUAAAAGAGAGCGUUGAUGAAGCUAACACUGCUGCUGCCGAUGAUUGUGACGUUCUUACGGAUCUAGAGAUAACCUCCAAACAUAACCACGAUCCGCAAACACCCACCGCAAAAACCAUGAUGGCUCAAGCGAAUCGACGACCGUGUGUGAUGGGGAACUUUCUUCGACAAAACUUAAAAAGAUCAUCAAGUUGGAGAAAUAAAAUGUAGUUGUACUCCUGUUAUGAAACAUCGUUUUGUAUUGGCAUGUACUUUUUUGAUACUGUGUCGCGUGCCGCUAUAUGCAAGUCCUAUUUCAUAUAACUAUCCUACUGGAUAUUUCAUUAGAUUU